AUGGCUUACCAAACCCUACAGCAGGAAUAUUUACAGAUUCCUGUUGUGACUAGGGCUUAUACCACGGCCUGUGUUCUCACGACGGCAGCAGUGCAACUGGAGAUCAUCACACCCUUUCAGCUAUAUUUCAAUCCAGAUUUGAUUUUAAGAAAUUAUCAAGUAUGGCGACUAAUAACAAACUUCCUCUUUUUUGGCCCUGUUGGUUUCAAUUUUCUAUUCAACAUGAUAUUUUUAUACAGAUAUUGUCGAAUGCUCGAAGAGGGCUCUUUCAGGGGGCGGACAGCUGACUUUGUCUUCAUGUUUCUUUUUGGUGGGCUACUGAUGACUAUCUUUGGUACAUUUGUGAGUCUGGUCUUCCUGGGCCAAGCCUUCACUAUUAUGCUGGUUUAUGUGUGGAGCAGAAGAAACCCCAAUGUCCGCAUGAAUUUCUUUGGCCUGCUAAAUUUCCAGGCUCCUUUUCUGCCUUGGGUUUUGAUGGGAUUCUCACUUCUGCUCGGAAACUCUAUUAUUGUGGAUCUUUUAGGUAUUGCUGUUGGACAUGUGUACUAUUUCCUGGAAGAUGUCUUUCCAAACCAACCAGGAGGAGGACGUUGGCUUCGAACUCCAUCCAUCAUAAAGAUGCUGUUUGACACUCCAGAGGAAGAUGCCAACUACAAUCCUCUGCCUGAAGAGCGCCCUGGAGGAUUUGCGUGGGGAGAAGGACAGAGACUUGGAGGCUAA
Molecule: messenger RNA, 720 nt
Organism: Knipowitschia caucasica
Lineage: Eukaryota; Metazoa; Chordata; Actinopteri; Gobiiformes; Gobiidae
Source: the annotation of a GenBank genome assembly